Castor canadensis (American beaver) is the source of this 2739-nucleotide messenger RNA. RefSeq lists its product as uncharacterized. Lineage: Eukaryota; Metazoa; Chordata; Mammalia; Rodentia; Castoridae. Gene Ontology annotation, molecular function: RNA polymerase II cis-regulatory region sequence-specific DNA binding; DNA-binding transcription factor activity, RNA polymerase II-specific. The record is from RefSeq and is a predicted model, not a curated record. Gene Ontology annotation, biological process: regulation of DNA-templated transcription.
AUGGGAUGUCAGAAUCCUAGUGGAGAAAGUUACCCUGUGCUCAUCUGUUCCGAGGAACCAGUGACCUUUGAGGAUGUGGCUGUGAAUUUCACCACGGAAGAGUGGGCUUUGCUGGAGCCUUCACAAAAGAAGCUCUGCAGAGAUGUGAUGCUGGAAAUCUUGAGGAACCUGGCUGCUAUAGGGAAAAAACAGGAAGAAAAUACUGAAGAUGACUACAAAAAUCCCAGUAUAAAUCUAAGAACUAAAGUGAUACAGAGACUCUGUGAAGACAAACAAAGUAGUCAUUGUGUAGCACAACAGACUGCAGAGCAUAUUGUGAAUCAUAAAACUCUUGGAGUGACACCAUAUGAAAGCUGUGUGUGUGGAGAAUUUGCUAGUGAUCAUUCAUCCCUAAAUGUGCCUGUUAGAGCUCACACUGGACACAAACCUUGUGAGUAUCAGAAACAUGUAGAGAAACCUUACAAACAUAAGGAAUGUGGGAAAGCCUUCACUUACUCUCAUUGCAUUCAGAGGCAUGAAAGUUCUCAUACUGGAGAGAUACCCUGUGGUCAUAAAGCACGCGAUGAAACCUCUAGGUAUCUCAGUUCUGAUCAAAAUCGUGAGAGCACUCACAGUAGAGAAAAGAACCAUCAAUAUGAGCAACAUGGGAAAGCCUUCGGGAGAGGCAAUCAUACUAAAAUACAUGAAAGAAUCCACACUGAAGAGAAGCAAUUUGGAUGUAAACAAUAUGGAGAAGCUCUUGGGCCUCCGAAUUCCCUUCACAGACAUGAAAAAAAUCUCAGUGGAAAGAAAUCUUAUGAAUGUAAACAAUGUGGGAAAGCCUUCACUUGUUCCAGUCAGCUCCGAAGACAUGAAAGAACUCACUCUGGAGAGAAGCCCUAUGUAUGUAAGUACUGUGGGAAAGCAUUUACUUAUUCCCAACACCUCCAAAGACAUGAAAGAACUCACACUGCAGAAAAGCCCUAUGUAUGUAAGCAAUGUGGAAAAGCUUUCAUUCGUUCCAGUCACCUUGAAAAACAUGACAUAACUCACACUGGAGAGAAGCCUUAUGUAUGUAAGCAAUGUGGGAAAGCCUUCACUUGUUCCAGUACCCUUCAAAUACAUGAAAGAACUCACUCUGAGAAACCCUAUGUAUGCAAGCAAUGUGGGAAAGCCCUCACUCGUUCCACUCACCUUCAAAGACAUGAAAGAACUCAUACUGGAGAGAAACACUAUGUAUGUAAGCAAUGUGGGAAAGCCUUCACUUGUUUUAGUCACCUUCAAAGACAUGAACAAACUCACACUGGGGAGAAGCCCUAUGUGUGUAAACAAUGUGGAAAAGCCUUCACUCAUUCCCAUAACCUUCAAAGGCAUGAAACCACUCACACUGGAGGGAAAUGUUACAUAUGUAAGCAAUGUGGGAAAGCCUUCACUCGCUCAAGUCACCUUCAAACACACGAAAGAACUCACACUGGAGAGAAACCCUAUGUAUGUAACCAGUGUGGGAAAGCCUUUAGUGAUUGUAAUUACCUUAAAAGACAUGCAAGAAUUCAUAGUGGAGAUAAACCCUAUGGAUGUAAGCAGUGUGGCAAAGCCUUCACUACUUCCAGUAAUCUUCAAACACAUAAAAGAAUUCACACUGGUGAAAGACCUUAUGUUUGUAAGCAAUGUGGACAAGCCUUUACUUAUUCUCGACACCUUCAAAGACACAAAAAAUCUCACACUGGAGAGAAUCCUUAUCAUAAACAAUGUGGCAGAGACUUCACUUAUUCCAGUACCCUUCAAACAUGUGAGAUAACUCAUGCUAAAGAGAACCCCUAUAUAUGUAAGCAAUGUGGGAAAGCCUUCAUUCAUCCCACAAACGUUCUGGGGCAUGAACAAACUCACACUGGAGAGAGGCCAUAUGAAUAUUAUCCACAUGGGAAAGCCUUCAGAAGUCACGGUAACAUGCAAAUACAUGUAAAAAGUGAUGUUAGAAAGAAAGCAUACAUGGGUAAGCAAUGUGGUAAAUCCUUCACUUUUCCCAGUGUCCCUGAAUUCCAUGAAAGAACUUCUAGUGGAGAGAAACCCUAUGUAUGUAAGCAAUGUGGGAAAGCUUUUUCUUUUUUGAAUACUGUCCGAAGACAUGAACAAACUCACACUGGAGAAAAGCCCUAUGUAUGUAAGCAAUGUGGGAAAGCCUUCAUUUAUUACAAUUCCUUUCAACAACAUGCACGAAGUCAUACUGGAGAGAGACCCUGUGCGUGUAAGCAAUGUGAUAAAGACUUCACUAGUCGUACUUCCCUUCGAUAUCAUGAAACUAUCCACAGUGGAGAGAAACCCUAUCUUUGUGAGCAAUGUGGGAAAGCCUUCCCUUGUAUCAGUUCCGUUAGAAAACAUACGAUGACUCACACUGGAGAGAAACCCUUUCUAUGUAAGUGGUGUGGAAAAGGUUUCAUUUCUCCCAGUUCCUUUCGAAUACAUGAGAGAACUCACACUGGAGAGAAGCCAUAUAAAUGUAAGGAAUGUGGUAGAGCCUUCAUUUGUAACUAUUCCCUUCAAUGUCAUGAAAGAGUUCACACUGGAGAGAAGCCCUAUGUGUGUGAGCAAUGUGGGAGAACCUUUUCUAACUGGAGUAAUCGACAAAGACAUAAACAAACUCACACUAGUGAGAAACCCUAUGUAUGCAAACAAUGUGGGAGAGCCUUUUCUUAUUCUGGUUCCCUUCACAGACAUGGAAGAACUCACACUGGAAAGAAUUCCUCAGUGUCAAUUAUGUGA